AAUUGUCGCCUAAUUUUUGUCUCACAUAAAAUUUCCUUAUUUAUAUGAUGAUCAAUUUUUAAGUUGAUUCCUUAGGUAACACCACACAAGAUUAGUUUUCAUCGAAAACUAGAAAUUGGAAAUGGAGAACAAACCACAUUGUUUGGUGUUAUCAUUUCCAGCACAAGGUCACAUUAAUCCUAUGUUACAAUUCUCCAAACUUUUACAACAAGAAGGAAUAAAAAUAACAUUUGUCACAACCCUUUUCUUUGGCAAAAUCUUGCAAAAACUACCACCUUCCAUCACACUCGAAACCAUUUCCGACGGAUUCGACAAUGGUGGGAUUAGGGAAGCAGGGAGUUUUAAGUCAUAUGUGGAUCACUUUUGGCAAGUAGGACCAAAAAAUCUUGAAAACCUUAUUGAGAAACUUAAUAGAACAAAUUACCCUAUUGAUUGUGUUAUUUAUGAUGCUUUCUACCCUUGGGUUCUUGAUGUUGCUAAGAAACAUGGAAUUUUUGGGGUAUCUUUCCUCACUCAAAAUAUGAGUGUUAAUAGUAUAUAUUAUCAUGUUCUUGUGGGAAAAAUAGCAGUUCCUCUUGAUGUUCAAGAGAUUCAACUACCGGUGCUUCCUAAACUACAAUAUAAGGACAUGCCUUCUUUCUUAUUAAACUAUGAAAAAGAUCCAACUUUUCUUGAUCUUGCAGUUGGUCAGUUUUCUAACAUUGAUCAAGCUGAUUGGAUACUUUGCAAUUCCUUCUACGAGCUGGACGAAGAGGUUGCAGAUUGGAUCAUGAAGAUUUGGCCCAACUUUAGAAACAUAGGGCCUUCGAUACCAUCAAUGUUCUUAGACAAGCGAAUUAAAUAUGAUGAAGAGUAUGGUGCAACACAAUUCAAAAGUGAAGAAUAUUGUAUGGAAUGGCUAAAUGAUAAGCCAAAAGGGUCAGUUCUAUAUGUUUCUUUUGGUAGUUUGGCAUCAAUCAAUGAAGAGCAAUUAGAGGUAGUAGCUUGUGCUUUGAAAGAUUGUGAAAAUUACUUCUUAUGGGUAGUUAUACCCACUGAAGAGAACAAACUCCCAAAAGAUUUUGAGAAAAAGUCACAUAAGGGCUUAGUUGUGACAUGGUGCUCCCAAUUGAAAGUUCUAGCACAUGAAUCUAUAGGAUGUUUUGUAACACAUUGUGGUUGGAAUUCCACAUUGGAAGCGAUAAGUUUAGGAGUUCCAAUCGUCGCGGUGCCUCAAUGGUCGGAUCAAGCCACAAAUGCAAAGUUUAUUGUCGAUGUUUGGAAAAUUGGAAUAAGGCCACCAACUGAUGAAUUAAAAAUUGUGAGAAAAGAUGGAAUGAAGAAAUGUAUAUUGGAAAUAAUGGAAAGUGAAAAAGGAAAAAUGAUUAAGAGUAAUAUCAUGCAAUUGAAGGAUUUGGCAAAAGGCGCAGUUGGUGUUGGGGGAAGUUCGUAUGAAAACAUUACUGAAUUUGUGAAUAGUUUGUUCCAUUUUGCAAACAAGCAAACAUUCACAAAUUAAUUAUUGAUCAAGGGAAAGGAACAUUUCUUAUUUGUUGUUGACAUAUGCAUGCAUUGCGGAUUGCACUAGAGCACGGUGCUUUUAUUUUACAACAAUAAUUGUUUUUAAAAUAAAUAAAUUUAUUGUUAUUAUGUUUUUUUUUUAUAAUUAUUGUUAUUAUGUAUUAUUAUUAAUUAAUUAGUGCUAACUGUUAUUCAAUAUA
Molecule: messenger RNA, 1700 nt
Organism: Trifolium pratense (red clover)
Lineage: Eukaryota; Viridiplantae; Streptophyta; Magnoliopsida; Fabales; Fabaceae
Product: UDP-glycosyltransferase 74G1-like
Exons: 2
Coding region: 122-1498 (458 amino acids)
Molecular function (GO): UDP-glycosyltransferase activity
Source: RefSeq, a predicted model, not a curated record